UGUCUCCCUCAGAAUGAACACACCUGUGAAUGCUGGAGGCCUGUGAGCUCCCUGGCCCCCUCACCCGGCAUUGGAGCGACACAGAGUGGUGGCCUCUGAGAGGGACCCGAUUCCUUCCUACCCUUGAUACUCGCGAUCCCGCCAUGGAGACACUGUCACAGGAUUCCUUGCUGGAAUGUCAGAUCUGCUUCAACUACUACAGCCCGCGGCGGAGGCCCAAGCUGCUGGACUGCAAGCACACGUGCUGCUCUGUGUGCCUGCAGCAGAUGAGGACAAGCCAGAAGGAUGUGCGGUGCCCCUGGUGCCGGGGCGUCACCAAGCUGCCCCCCGGCUUCUCCGUGUCACAGCUCCCGGAUGACCCGGAAGUCCUGGCCGUCAUUGCCAUUCCGCACACUUCCGAGCACACCCCAGUCUUCAUCAAACUUCCCAGCAAUGGGUGCUACAUGCUGCCGCUGCCCAUCUCCAAGGAGCGGGCGCUGCUGCCAGGAGACAUGGGCUGCCGUCUGCUGCCCGGGAGCCAGCAGAAGGGCGUCACCGUGGUGACCAUCCCCAGCGAGCAGCAGCCUCUGCAGGGCGGUGCCACCCCGGAAGCAGCCGAGGAGGAACCCGACCGGCGGGGCGUGGUGAAAAGCUCCACCUGGUCGGGGGUGUGCACUGUCAUCCUGGUGGCCUGUGUCUUGGUCUUCCUUCUGGGCAUCGUGCUGCACAACAUGUCUUGCAUUUCUAAGCGCUUCACCGUGAUAUCCUGCGGCUGAAGCGGGUGCAGUGGAGGCUCUGGUGGGUGCCAACGCAGGGGUUGAGCAACUGAGGGGAUCCCGUGAGAAGAUGGGGGGCGACACUGACCAUUGGGUGCCGAGCGCUGGCCUCUGGGUUGCCACUUGAUUCACCCGAAGUCGGACACCGGAGAGGCAGAAGCUGAGGUCUGGGCAGGGUUCCAGGUGAAUCGUUCUGCGUGUGGAUAGCAACAGCUGUGAGGCCGAUUGCAUGCAUCCUUGUAAUCAUGUAUUAAAUGGACUGUACUUUAUGAUUUUCAAGCUCAUGUUGCAAAAUAGACGUCUUCUACUUAGACAUUAAACCGUACACGUGUAUUCAAUGUGAUCCUCUGUAAAGGCGGUAGAUUUAAACAAAGAUGCCAUGUACACAAGUAGAAUCGAACCUGCGAAUCCGUGUAGAAAUUCAGUGAAGACACACAGUGCUGGUUUCUUUGCAGUUGUUUUCCCCUUCGUUUUUCCAGAUGAAACCCAGUCUUCAUUUUAGUUGCUAAUGCUUUUUAUACAUCUCGAAUGGCACCAAGUCGAAAUAAGUUGAAUGGACCAACAUGUUUUGGAGAAACAUGAGAACACGAGUGCCUCCAAUGUGUUGCGUUUUGUCUUGUACCUUCAUUUUUCUUCCCUUGUAAUUAGAGCUCGCUACGUGUUUAUUAAACCGAAAGCCCGACAGGGGAGCAAUAAACCAAGAAAUAAUGAGAAAUGCCUCAUCCCACAGAAAACCUGUUUGCCAGUUUUUCUCAAGCCAUCUCACAGAACCAGAAUUUAAAGUGUAAAUAUUGUGUAUUUGUGUGUGUCUGUGUGUGUAAUUUGACUUACCUCAGGCAUCUGAGUCUGUUCAGAAGAGAUCCCAGGAGGAAGACCUUGGGCG
Ochotona princeps (American pika) is the source of this 1638-nucleotide messenger RNA. RefSeq names its product ring finger protein 152 (gene RNF152). Lineage: Eukaryota; Metazoa; Chordata; Mammalia; Lagomorpha; Ochotonidae. Gene Ontology annotation, biological process: cellular response to amino acid starvation; protein polyubiquitination; positive regulation of autophagy. Bases 30 to 755 code for a protein of 241 amino acids. The transcript has a single exon. Gene Ontology annotation, molecular function: ubiquitin protein ligase activity. Gene Ontology annotation, cellular component: lysosomal membrane; lysosome. The record is from RefSeq and is a predicted model, not a curated record.